Messenger RNA from Iphiclides podalirius (scarce swallowtail), 282 nucleotides. The record is from the annotation of a GenBank genome assembly. Lineage: Eukaryota; Metazoa; Arthropoda; Insecta; Lepidoptera; Papilionidae.
AUGGUCUUCGAGACCGCGUGCGAGAACGUCCAGCGGCGACGGCGAUGGAAGGCCGCGUGCACUGGUGCAAUGCAACGGUGGCGCGGCUGCAGGUUGGCGAGAUUGGCGAGCGGCGCACUGGGAAGUUGGGAACUGGUCAGGCGGCGCACGCGCGGGGCAGAGUCGCGGCGGCCCGCGGCCGGCGACGCCACUCAGUGCACGCGCCGCCUCGCCGCCGCCAGCCUGCCCGGCUCAACGCGCUCGUACCGCGAUCGAUCGCAGCCCGCGCGAACCACUCGACAC